Molecule: messenger RNA, 1812 nt
Organism: Microthlaspi erraticum
Lineage: Eukaryota; Viridiplantae; Streptophyta; Magnoliopsida; Brassicales; Brassicaceae
Source: the annotation of a GenBank genome assembly
AUGGCCUCUGCCUCUGUGUUAGUGUCACUACCCAUCCACAAGCAUUUCAUGGUGCCUUGGAAUGAAAUGCAGAGAGGUGAUUGCUGUGGACGCUUUCAAUCUAUCACUGAUGGCUACUAUUGCAAAAUCUGCGAUUUUUUCGUACACAAGAUAUGUAGUGACGGGCCCUCCGAAUAUAUCCAAUACACAUUUCACUCCCUUCACACUCUUCAGCUGCUUCCAAGUAAACCAAGUCAGUAUUGCGAUUUGUGUGGAAGGAAAAUUGUGGAUCUAUGCUAUCGUUGUGAGAUCUGUGACUUCGACGUGUGUCUAUACUGUGCCAAGUAUCCACCACCACCAGAGCUUAUUGACAUAUUCGAGACGCAUCCUCACAAGCUCACACUUCUCAAGGAGUGGACAGAGUUUGUCUGUGAUGCCAAAUGUGGAAAGCUUGGUGAUGGGUUAUCUUACAUGUGUCAUGAAUGUGAUUUAGCAUUCCAUGUGGACUGCAUAUUGUACCCGCCAGAGGUAACACGCGGGACAGAUGUAACACGCCCGACAAAGUUAAACCACUCUUACCAUUCUCUCCAUCCUCUUAAGCUCAUUACAGGCGACGCACCGGACUAUUCCGAUGGAAAAUGUCGUCUUUGCGGAAGAAAGGGAGAUCGAAGCCCUUACAUAUGUGUUCAAUGUGGUUUCGUAAUCCAUCAAGACUGUCUUGGCCUUCCACGCAUCAUAAACAUCAAUCGGCAUGAGCAUCGUAUUUCUCGCACUUGUCUUCUUGGUGUUGUGAAUUCUGUAUGUGGAGUUUGUCGCCAGAAGGUAGAUUGGACUUGUGGAGGUUAUUCUUGUCAGAGUUGCACUGGCUAUGUGGUGCAUUCCAAAUGCGCUACCAGAAUGGAUGUGUGGAACGGGAAAGAACUCGAAGGAGUACCGGAAGAAACAGAAGAUAUAGAACCAUAUGUGGUGAUAGAUGAUAACACGAUACAACAUUUCAGCCACAAAGAGCAUUACCUAAGACUUAAUGAUGAUGGUAUUCUCUAUGAGGAGGACAAUCGUUGCAGCGCAUGUGCCCAUUCCAUUUGUCUCGAAUCCUAUUAUGGCUGUCUCAGUUGUGAUUUCAUUCUCCAUAUAAAAUGCGCUAAACUUCUUAGGAAGACAUGGAAUGUGCUCCACAAUGAUCGGCUUAAUUUAGUUACAUGCGAGACUGACCGGUUCCAUUGUUAUGCUUGUCAUAGGAUGUCCAAUGGCUUCAGGUACAAAGAUGAGGACAAGGUGUUAGAUGUUCGAUGUGGUUCGAUUUCUGAGCCAUUUUUCCAUCCAAGUCAUCCCAAUCAUCCCUUAUUUCACAUUCCACAUGAUCGUUCUAUAAAUUGCAAUGGUUGUGGAGCGUAUAGUGCAUAUCAUGUCCUCAGGUGCAUUGAAGAUGGUUGUGAAUUUAAUUUAUGCUUCGGUUGCGCCACUUUACCACAAGUUGUAAAGCACAGAGUUCACGAUCAUCCUCUCACACUAUACUAUGGCGAAGAUGCAAGUGGUAAAUACUGGUGUGACAUUUGUGAGACAGAAACUGAUCCAAGCAAGUGGUUCUACACGUGUAAAGAUCACCAUGCUAGUUUGCAUACACAUUGUGUGUUCGGAGAGUUUGGAGGGCUCAUGCCAAGAACCACAGUAGAGAUUAAGGACAAGUCAUAUGAGGUGGUGCUCAAUGAUAGUGUAUCUCGCCCAUUUUGUACCAACUGUAAGUCGCGGUGCUUAUACCGUAUCAUGUUGAAGAUGCUUGGUAUCUCAGAUGCGUACAUUUGCUCUACAUACUGUGCAAUUACUUUCAAUUAG